Messenger RNA from Cataglyphis hispanica, 8798 nucleotides. RefSeq lists its product as uncharacterized. The coding region runs from base 114 to 1535 and encodes 473 amino acids. The record is from RefSeq and is a predicted model, not a curated record. Lineage: Eukaryota; Metazoa; Arthropoda; Insecta; Hymenoptera; Formicidae. The transcript has 6 exons.
UGGGGUUCCGUUGACAGUCAGUCGGUAGUGCGGUAUUCGGAGUUAGCGCGGAUGAGUUCUCGCAGCCGUCGGGAAUGCGAUAUCACGGGCACCGGUGACCCAGUGGCGCGAUUAUGCCUUUACGCUAUCAUGGGAUAUUUGUUGUCUUAUGCGUCGGUGUUACGGUGGCUAAAGCAUCGUUUCCGUCGAAUGCGGGGGGCGGCGUCCGGUGCACGCUGAAUAAUGUUGGCUUGAUGCUUUUCUUGCCGGAAAUAACGCAUCAAUGGUCGCUCUUAGGGCUAAAUCUCUGGCCGAAUCGCGCGGCAAGUAAAUCUGUGUCGAACGAGCUGCUUGAACAGGACGCGACUCGAUUUUCCAGGGUGUUAAACUUCUUUCCCGUUCCGGUGGAGGAGGAGUGCAUGUCCGAGGACAAACGACGCCAAGGAACAUGUAUGAACACAUAUGAGUGUCGCAUCAAGCGUGGAGUAUCUCAUGGGCCGUGUGCACUAGGAUUCGGCGUGUGCUGCAUAUUUACGGCAAGCUGCGACAACGAGGUACAGAAUAAUCUGACCUACGUGACCAGUCCUGGUUUUCCCAACCUCAUCGACCGGUCUAUGAACUGCACGGUGGUCGUACAGAAGAUCGAUACGGAGGUCAGUCAGUUGAGGAUCGACUUUAUCCAUUUUAACAUUGGUCAACCGAAUGCAAUGACUGGUGUAUGUGACGGGGAUGUUAUGGUGAUUAAUAAUAGCAGGACAUCUUUCGAACUGUGCGGAUGGAAUAGUGGACAACAUGUGUAUGUGGACGCGAGCGAAGGCAACAAACCAAUCACUUUAAACUUCCGGCUGCCAAGCGGCCUGCAAUCACGAAUGUGGGAGAUGCGCGUGGUGCAAUUGGGUUUUGAGCAACGGGCGCCAGUCGGGUGUCUUCAAUAUUUUCGCUCGCCGAAUGGCACGUUGAGGACGUUCAAUUAUCUGCCGAACGGCCGAUAUCUCGCCGGACACGAUUACUUAUUGUGCGUGCGUCAGGAGAGAGACAUGUGCGGUAUUGCUUAUCAGCCGUGCACGCCAGACUCUUUUAGGAUAGGACCUGACCAGUCCAACACGACGAACGUCCUUGCGGCUCCCGCUACGGCGAGCAAUGGAAACGCCUCCGCCUCCGCUAUCGUCGAUCUCAACAACGUCGCGAAUAAUUCCGUUGCGGAUGUCGUCGAAGGCUCGGGUGCGGGAUCGCCCGAGCAACAGGAGAUGGUCCUUACCACCGGCACGAAUUUGGCAUCUCCGAUCGGGAGACGGUGCAAGGAUAGAAUACUUAUCCCCUGUGAUUUCGAGGAAUUUAUCACGCCGGGAAACAAUGUAGCGGGUAUCUGCAAUCUGGAACGUUGCGGCAAUUCGCUGUGCAGACGAGAUGAACUCGACGCGGAGAGUAACUGUCGGGUAGAGACCUGGACUACACCCUUCCGGAUAAGGGUGGCUUUCGGUAGCAACGCGGACGGCGCAUUGGUGGACAAUGCCGGCAUGUGUCUUACCUAUCAGCAGUUAGCUUGCGUAGCUUAAGAGAUCGCUUUAUAAUUAAUUUCCACUCUCUCACACACAAUUUGUAUAAGCGUGUGCGCGAAGGCAAUAUCGCUCUCGAAUGAGAGAGAGAGACAAUAUUGACUUUGUACUGCUCAUAAAUUGUUUUCAUCGUUUUGCGCGCGAUAUUAUUUCUACGACAUAAAUAUCGGAAAGAGAUCUUGGAUCGUAAUAAAGGAGAUUUCAUCUUCUCAUCCAUUUGGUUUAUAUAAGUCUCAAUGGACAUAGGAGGGAGACUGAGGGAGGUAAUUAUGUAUAUAGAAUCAAUACACCAUACAAGAAAUCAAAGAGUCAAAUAGUUUUUAUUUACAAAUGAACUAGCUUAAAUCGCGUAAACGCAGCGCACAACUCUCGAUAUAGUGUGAUAGAUAUAUAAUUAUAUUUAAUUCGCCUUUUGUGUCCCGCUUCUUUUUUUUCUGGUUCGAUUACACUACGAUCAUCAUCGGCCGCGAUACGCAACGUUUAUGUGUGUGUGUGUGUGUGUGUUAGUCACGAGACAUUGAAUCUAUCCGUCCAAACUAUUCGAACGUGAGAUUUAGCUCAUCUGUAACAUAUAAUAUGUAAGGGGUGGCUGCGUUUCUUCGCCGCGGAAAGUGCCGACGAUGAUCGCCGCAACCGUUAGCGAUAACGAUAUAUAAUGACGUUACAAGAAUAAAUUAUAAUGUCGUCAAUAUACGAUAAUAUCGACGAUGGCAACAUCACUUCGAAUCGCUCUCCCAGAAGAAACACGCUCAACCGUCAUCCUCGCCUCGGAAGAAGGCCGAGAUCGCGUUGCAGCCUUGCCUCUUGCAUGAAGCUACUUCACAUUAUGUAUAUCUAUAAGUGUCGCGUGUAUAAUAAUAACGAUAAUGAUAGUAAUAAUAAAAUUAGCAUAUAAUAACAUAACGGAGACAUAACUUUCGACGACGGUGAAUCUAAACUGUUCAUUCGUCGACGAGACACGUCGCUUUCGUACAAUUCGAAAUCAUAUCGCUUUAUCUACCUAUCGAAAGUCAAAAAGAUUGUUGAGUAGCGUUAAAGAGAGGGCGGUGAAACGCGAAGGUGAAUCCCGUAUACAGUGAUUGCGCAUGUACUUUAUGGUCAUUUGGUGCGAAAGGGUGGGAGGAGGGAAAGGGAAGGGAUGAGGAGGGAGCAUAUGUUUUUUUUUCUUUUUUUUCUUUUUAAUCUGCUCUAAUACUCUACCGAUACAACUGUGGACGUUCGCGGGGCGUUUAAUCCGCGAGAGAAGUAUCGAGGCCGUAUAUAUUGGAUAUAAAUCCCAUAUGUGUAAAAAUUAUUUUGAAUAUAAUACAUAUAUAUUUAUAUAAUUACGCGAAGAACGAUUUAUUUAUUUAUUUAUUUAUUUCUUAAUAGGGGAAACAUGUUGAUUAUUUCUGUUACGGCCGUUACGUUGUGCCGUCGUCUGUGAAUCUCGAGGACGAGAGAAUUGAAAAAAGGAACCGUCGAAGAGAUCGUACAUCUUCGUUUCGAUUAAGCACCCCGCCGCGUCCGAUUGAGCUACGUGUUCCCGAAAAAAAAUCUGUCGGACGUUCGUCGUUGUAUUUACAUCGUCGAGCGAUACAACGGAGUACUGUACAAUUCGUGAUGAUCGAUGAUGAGUGCAGACGAUGCGGGAGAUUCAAGUAUAAACGAAUAUUAUAUCCAGGAAUGUAGCCACCAGAGAAACUCUGCGACACGAAAGAUUCGAGAUCCGAGGCAAGUCUCUGUAUGAGAAUUCGAAUGUUUAGCGAUAUCUCUCUCUCCGCACGUACAUGAGUUUUCUGCGUAUUCAAAAUAUUUGUUCACGCAACAAAAAGUUUCUAGAUUUUUUUCUGGAUAGAAAAAUUAUCGAAUAUAAAUCUCCGAGCAUUUGUCGAUAUGUUUUAAUUAUUUCGGAUUAACGCUCGCCAUCCAAACUGCAUAGAGAGAGAAUUCGGCUCGCACAUUUUGCACCUGCAUCAUCUGCGCACAUCUUGUUAAUAUUAAUUAUUAAUUAAAUUCUACGUAUUAUAUAGAAAACUUGGUAUUAGAAAAUCACUGGACUCUUUUUCCAUCUUUGAUCUGGAUAGUGGACGACAGCAGAACCAACGGAAAACGCUUCGGAAAGGCGACGAGAGCCACAGUCGAUUAGGAUCGCCAGAUUCUUCGGGUCCUUUAAAUCGAUUUUCAAACAUUUGCGGGAGAUCUCGCGCAUCUUUUAAAUCAAAUUUAAACCGGCAUGGAAAUGUACGAUAUUAACAGCAAUAACAAAACGUAUAUUCGAAAUAAAGUUGACGUUUUUGUGACAAAGCAAAUAAGUGCGAUCGAUAUUUAUUAUGUUUUUUUGGUUAAAAAAAAUAUGUUAGUUAAAAUUUUUGUUUUAAAUAUUUAACAUAAUUUGGCAAUCCCCAGGAGUCUGGUCAAUGUAAAGCAAAAGGAGUGAACGCGUACAAAUUAUGCUAAUAAUCUUUAUGCUGUGGCCAUCACGAAAAGAGUUAGAUACCAGAAAAUAUUCGCUACCGCAAUUAGUAGACAACACUGGUGGGGGAGGGGGUCCAACCACGUGUGCGCGCACACAUGUCUGUACACACUCGCUCUUUUUUCCCUUAAAUACUGUUGUGCGUGUGCGUGCUCAUUGUAUGCCGCCGAUAUGCAUCGUUAUUUUUUUUCCUUUAAUCUCUCUCCUUCCCCUUUCGCCUCUCCAUUUCUCGUGGUUUUAACGGGUCAUUUGAGACGCGGGGGAGAAAAACUUUAGAUAUCGAUGACUGUAUCGCGCGUAAAGUAAAACGCCACUUGCAUCACUCUACUCCGCUUCAAGUGCCACAUUUGACCUAGCCCCGAACUUAAGAACUCUUGGAUGAAAUAAAGAUCGCUUUAGGAUCGAACAACAAUGUAUCUUUAUAUCCUUAGAAAAUUCGGCGUUCACACACACACACACACACAAAUAGCCACAUCGGUCGAUUUACAAACGUAUUGGGAUUUAUUUAAGACGAAAAGAUUAUACUACGACGAGAGAGCCGAAAAUAUCAGAGAUUCAGUUGUGCAUUACAAUAUCACUUGGAAAGAUUGUUCUCUUGUAGCGUAGAUGCAUUUCGCCUUUUAAUUAACGCGAUUGGUUUUUCUAUUCGGGAGGAAAGGAAGGGCAUUUUCGAGUCUCUGCGGCAUCGAUCCUCCUGACGCGAGGCUUUCUCUCUUCUUUCUUAUUUCGAAUCAACAGUGUUGAAUAUUGCAACAUUCAUGCAUUGCAGCAUUCCGCGAAAUGUAUUAUAUGUAUGUGUGGAUGCGCGCGUGUGAAUAUACAAUACUUGUACGACACGCGAUAUAGUCUAGUCAGGGUCGAAUUAUUAUGGCUGACUUCCAUUUACAGGGCUGCAUGACGAUUAACGAUCGUGUAAUACCCGUCCUGUUAUUGCUACAUGCAGGAAAUUGCGAGCGAUAGAAAUUUCUUUCAUUUAAACGAUACAUAUAUGUACCUAUUCGCGCCCGUUUCAAUUUGAUACGCGAUCUGCGAUCUGCGGCUUUUAAAGUAUAUUUGAAUAGAAUAUAUUCUACACUCUAUUAUAUAGCAUUAAUUUAAAUAUUUAAAAAAUUUUUAUUUUCAAUUUUCAGUGGGAAUUUUCCCUUAAUUUUUUAAUAAAGGAUAUGUAUAUUUUCUAAAUUAAAAUGAUGGGCUGGGAUGAACGGAUUAAUUUUUCUGCAUUAUCUGUCUCCAGUGUUGUUCAACUUAGCAAUCGCGCAGACAGUACGGCACAGACAUUAUCGUAUAAAGUCUCCCUAAUGACAAUUCGGGGUAAGGAGAACGUAACAGAGAGUCGAUGCACAACCCUGGAUAUGGAAAUUCAGUCUUUAUAAGGCACAAAGAAUCUGAGCGAUUGUGAACGGCGAGCAAACUCAAGCAGCGAUAGCAGCACUUUUAAAUGAGGGCGAAUGUUGAAAACGGUCUUCCAGCAUAAAUUAUUCAUACACCUUAUUAUCAGGCAUUAGACCGAAGGGGGAUAACAUAGGUAUUCGACUUGGUGGAAAGUGUAACGCGCUAUCUCCGAAACAAUUUGAAAUAUCAAGAAAUUUUUUUAUGUUUUAUGUGUGUGUGUGUGUGUCGUGUGCGUAUCUCUUGUACAACGAUCAACAAAUUGAAAAUUUAAAUAUCAAAAGAUCCGAUAUAAAACAUAAUUAAAUACUAUUAAAAAUUGGAGAUUAUUUGUUUGCUUUCGAUAUACUGAUAUUAUUCGUAAUGAAUCUAAAAUUAUAAAAUUGAUAAUGUCAGAGCGAGAAUAUAUAAGUGAAAUAAUCGGAGAAAAAUAUUAUUUAUGAAUGGAAAAUAUAUUAAAUAUAAACACAAUCGAAAUAGUGUAGAAAGGAUUUAUUGAAUAUUUUUUUAUUCUAUUUUCCACGCAAACUGACACGUGUUUCUGUUGAAGAAAGCAAAUCUUUUCGCGUGGGUGUUUCAAACAGGAUUUAGAGUUCAUAGUUUAAUUAAUUGUGUGUGUCAGCUUCAUCUCUCCGCACAACUAUUUAAAUGCUAAUUUGCUCCCAACUUUUCACAUUAGCCUGAUUUUCAUAAGAGAGAGAUUUAUUAAUCAUUUAUAUUUAUAAUAUCUCCAUUGUUAUAUAAUAAUUUAAAUAAUUUUCAUUCAUCCGUCUAAAGAUACUUUUUAAUGUAAUAUUAACGUAUAUUACGUUUUGUAUACGAUUUUUACAUGAAAGCAAUUAUGUCGUUUUGCGCAAUGGGGACAUUUAUAACAUCGUUUGAGAUCAAUUUCUUUUUUCAACGGCAUAGCAAUCAUUUUUUUUAUCUCGCUUUAUUAUCAAGCUAUUGCCAUAAGCAGAUUUAACAUAUAUAUGGCUUAGGAAAAAUUAUAUGCAAAUGUGGGCAGUAAUUUUAUUUAUUGUAAAAUGAGAGAGAGAGACACGCGUAAAACAUUUUGCGCGUGCAAAUUGUUAAAAAUUUCAAGAUAAUAUCUUAUUGCUAACGUCAUUAUUGCAGAGAUGCGUAUUUUAAGAUUUUAUGAAGCUGUGAAAUUUUUUUCGAAAUCAAAAUGGGAAACGACAAUUCAUGAGAAAUAUCAGGUACUCGGUGUAUAAAGUUGGAGUUUUAAUUACAGAAUAAACACAUAUACGUAUAAAAGUAACAGAUUGUGCGUAAUAAAUAAUAUCAAGGCUGUAACGUGAUAGCCGAUAUAUAAUUGCUAUAUAAUUAUAAUAUUCUACGAGUGGAGUGAAACGCGCGAUUGCGUUUUCCUUUGCAAAUUAAAACCUGAUGAAUUUGCACGGGUGUGCGCGGGAAAGAUGAUAUUAAUCCAACGAUUGAAAUUUCUUAGUAGGCUUAAGAUAUUUUUUUACAGUCUCAUUAACGCCGGUAAUGAAUGCGAUCAAUUUCUCUCGUCGGUGAGAACCGAAUCGAAUAAAAAAACAAGACAGACGAUACGUGUAUUCGGAUUCGUGACUUGUCAAAGAUGCGAUGGAGAAAUUUUGUGGGAAAAGAACGCGAUUGUCUCCCUCGAUAUCGAAUGGAAACGCGUAAUGCGAUUACAUAUACGUGCGUAAUACGAUUAAUUUUGUCGAAGAAACGACGAUUGUCUACGAGGUGAAACGCCGACUGUAUAUGUAUAUUUACGAGAUCCGUAUACACACACACAUUCUCUCUCUUUCUCUCUCUCUCUCUUUCUCUCUCGAUCGCACAUAUGCCUACGUGAUAUGCUUUUGUCAUUCCUCUCUCUGCGCUCUAUUCUUCCUCUCCCCUUUCCAUUCCCGCUCCUCUCUCAGGCGCAAAAAAUAUACAUACACAUAUACAUGACGCAGAAGAAGAUAUCCUCUCUACGCGAGCGCGCAGUGACUCUUUCGCAUGUGUGAGCGAACGGAAGAACGGCCGUUGAGACUAUUCUUUUUCCCAUUGAUAUUAUACAUAUGAUGUUCUGAAUAUUAGGAGGGCAUAGAGGAGCUCGUGUGGAUUGGUCCCGGCGAUAUUCACGGUGCGCGAAAAGUGAUACAGGCCCUCACGCGUCCUCACCGCAUUUAAGAGCGGUCGUCCGAAAAGAAGGUACGUAGGGAGAGAUUAGAAUAAGGAUUUUCCACAAUUUUCACCGCUCAUUUAGCGAUGAUGAAUGUGGCCGCGCGAUUCUCUCUCCGAAUUUCGUUCGUCUAAUCUAAAGAUCGACUUAAAGAUCGUGUAACAAUGUCGAAAGAAUAGAGGGAAAGCGUCCACGUUUAUCGCUAAUUACACUGUAAAUAUUUUUCUACAAGUAGACACAUUUUUAUCUGAAUUUUCAGAUCUGCAUUGUCUGAAAAAAAUUUCAGACAAUUUGUCUUAAUCAUCAGAGUCAUUUUUCUGAAAGUUCAGAAGAAUUUAUCUGAAAAUUGAAACGUGUCUAAAAAUAGUUUGCUUGAAAAAACGCUGCAGACAUUUUAGUCAAUUUUUUUUUUUUACAGUGUAGGCGGUGAGAAUCAGGCAAAAUGCAUGCGGGGAAAAUAACAAUCGUACGAUCGUGAAAAUGUACGACGAGCAGAAGUGUCUAUCGAUAACCUUGCUACAAAACACGUGCUGCAAUGCGGAGAUGCAAUCUCCACUGUCGUUUAUUCGUUCAAUCCGAUUACGCGAGUUUCGUGGGAAAAAAAAAAAAUGGCGCUAACGAUGGAAAUAAUACAAUUGCGCGAUAGAUAUAUAUAUAUAUAUAUAGAUUACAGACGAUGCGCUUGCGGAAGCUAGGAACGCGGGGCUUUCUUUGUAAUGAGUAAUCGAUUUUCUUUUUUCUUUAAUCGAAAAUACAUGAUGUAUAGACCGUUUAGCGAUGAUAUCGACGAUGCGAAAAUAUAUAGCGUCGACGUAAUGAAGUUUACGUUCUCGGAUUUCUACUGCGCGCGCGUAUCCCUUUCGCCGCGAGUGUAUAUUAUCUCAGAGAUCUCUCAUCAUUUUAUCUUAAAUUUAGAAACCACGCGGCUGAUGCGCGAUGUUCACGUGAAUCCAAACAUGAUGAUGGUCUGAUGGACGGUAUAAGACAUUUCGGCUGCACUUUCUUGUGGGAUAUUUCCGUUUGCCUAUUAAUCACCAAUUACUCGGAAAUUAAAGACAACAUUUUAAAAAGUAGAGAACAAAUAUUGAAGACAUUCUUGCAUCUCUAUAUAAAAAUGUAAUAUCUGUAACUAUAGUAUUCGAUAAAUAUUCAAAAUUAUCUAGUGCGAUUCGACGCUAAGAAACAGACGAAAAAAGAGAGAUUAUGAUUAUGUUUGUAAUAAAUGCAUACAUAAGAAGAAAAUAUAAAGGGGAGAGAAAAAUAAAUUAUAAAAAUAUAA